UUGAUAUUAUAUGAACGCAGUAGUCUCGGCUUUUAUCAAUUCAUCUGUCUAUCCAACGAAUCUCACUCAGUAAGUAGAUCACACACCCGUCCGUUUUAUUUCCAAAUUCUCCAGACAUUUGAAAAAGUCGUUGUUCAAAACAUACUUCACGGUCGUUCCAUUCUACUAUGCGAGGCUAUUCAAUCGAUCACAAGAUGGCAAUUUGUGAAAGCUGCAUUACCACAUGUGAUGCAUUGUACGGCAUCUAUGCUACGCGAAAAACUUCGAGAAAGACUGCUAAAUACGCAACAAUAUCAUAAACAAUUACGUUCGGAAACAAAUGCGGCGGUCAAACAAGCGCAUAGUCCGUUACAAUUCAGUCCGGCCGAGACGAAGCUUCUCUACACUUUGCACUGGAUCCUGUUGGACGCGGCCUCGGAAUGUGAGGACGCGGAAUUGGAGGGCGCAGUGGGCAAAGCUGGAAGAACGCCAAAGAAUCGAUUUCUUCACGAUCUGUCUUCGUUGCAACUCUUCGUCUACUUGUUUGCUCCAAUUAUUGAGCAACUGACCGCGGCGGACUUCGAAACACUAAAGCUAGAAUCCGGAUUAUCCAUUUGGGUCCCAUUGAUGUCAUAUCGAACGCCACUGCAUAGCACUCUGCCAGUUCCGGUAAAACUUUUUGACGCAGACCACUUAUUACUUUGUCGACCAUGGACUGGAUCUUUCGGUAUGGUGGAGACAAACCGGCCGACAACUUCGACUGGAAGCAGCGGUGUACCUCAGCGAACCAACACGAAAAUGCUUGGUGGAAUAUACCUAGGUGAGGAACGGAAAACUGACGUAAUAACUGGACCGAUGACGACUGAGAAUGUAAAACCAUUUGGAUUGAAUCUGACUGCCGAUUCCAUUCCCCAUGCCGAAGCCAAUUCCGACGUGAGNCCUCGGCUAGAGUGUUAUGCGCAAAGUUCCAGUCACCCCAGCAUGUUUUCCGAGGAUGGACCGCACCAAUUAUCACCGAAGCAACAAGUUGGAUCUGUUCGCACGGCUCAUCCGAUAUCCCCGGUGAUACCAACAUCCAAGACUGUAAACUCUCCACCGAAAGCAAUGCCCGAAACAAUGGAUGAUGAUGAUAUGCCGGAAAAGACCUCAUUACCGCCCACCCGUGGAGAAGAUGAGAUGAUGACGCUGGACAAGAACACACCUCCAGGCUACUCCAGAAUCCAACAGCUAUUGAAGUUAGCCACCGGUCUAUAUGUUGAUAAUGCUGACAAUGGUUGCACACCAGCAGUUUCGACAAGCACCACAGUUCACGCUACGGAACUGCCAACGCGAUCGACUGGACCGGUGUGCUUGUUAGCCACUCACUGUGAUCUAGCUGUUAUUCGUUGCCUGUUCUGUGCCGAAUGGAAUGAGCCUGGUGUAUAUUGGUCACUACGAUAUCUGUUUAUUCGGUUACUGCAAAUCCGCACGGAAUGGCUUCGUGUACAGCAAGAAACACGCCGGUUGCUCAAGUUAGCUCGUGACUGUAUGACCUUGAAACAGUUGGGCUAUUCGAAUGGGACCCUUUCUCAAUCUCAAGGUCGUUUCGGUCAGAUGAACUGGCGUACUGUAUUGCUCGGUUUACGCAGUCUAUCUAUGCCGGAUCUACUCACGAGUACCAACAUAGCGAUGAGUAAAUCUGUGGUUACACCAUCUAGCGAGACAAGCAUUUACUCACCAGAUUCAGGUGGUCCAUCUUCGGUCGGUGAAAAUGCCACUGUCGAUACGCACAAAGUCAGUUCAACCCGGUUUCCCUCACAUCACAUUAAAAGCAAACGAUCUGGUACUCUGGCCGGUUUACUUGGUCAGACUGCCAAAACCAGUCUGGAUUCCAAACGAGGCACCGAAACGGAUGGAAUGCACACAGAAGCCGACCGAGCUCACGGCGGUCGGGGCACGAGAUUGGGCAGCGGCGCUGAGCUGCGAACAAGCUCAGAUGACUAUAAUCCAUCUGGUUCACGUGUUUCAGAAACUCUGGUGAACGAUGCCAGCCUAUCUCUGGCGUUGCCAAUCGUGACAUUUGGAGGUUCACGUUUGGCAGUUGGUCUAUCUCCUGCUCAUCAACCAUCCUGGAAAGGAACAAAACGGUCACGAAUAGCCGAUAUUAAGAUUAUAUGUCAUUUUUAUGAUGAUAAUGAUGAUGACGAUGAUGAUGAUGAUGAAGAUGAUGGAGUAAAGCAUUCGUAG
Messenger RNA from Echinostoma caproni, 2205 nucleotides. NCBI's taxonomy places the organism in Eukaryota, Metazoa, Platyhelminthes, Trematoda, Plagiorchiida, Echinostomatidae. The record is from the annotation of a GenBank genome assembly.